Molecule: messenger RNA, 764 nt
Organism: Malurus melanocephalus (red-backed fairy wren)
Lineage: Eukaryota; Metazoa; Chordata; Aves; Passeriformes; Maluridae
Gene: LAMTOR1
Product: late endosomal/lysosomal adaptor, MAPK and MTOR activator 1
Exons: 5
Coding region: 108-593 (161 amino acids)
Biological process (GO): positive regulation of TOR signaling; lysosome organization; regulation of receptor recycling
Cellular component (GO): membrane raft; late endosome membrane; lysosome
Molecular function (GO): molecular adaptor activity; guanyl-nucleotide exchange factor activity
Source: RefSeq, a predicted model, not a curated record
UGUGUGUGUGUGUCUGUGUGUUUCCCCCGCCGCUCACGUGACCGGGGUGACUCGGCGCUCACGUGACCGCGCGGCGGGGCCGUGCCGGAGCCGGGGCCGCGCUCGCCAUGGGCUGCUGCUACAGCAGCGAGGCCGAGGCCUCCGACCAGGAAGAAGAGACAAAGCGGCUGCUGGAACCGGCAGCCAGCCCACCCAACAAGGUGCUGAAUGGAGCRGAGCAGAGCUACCACAACCUCCCAUCAGCACGCACAGAUGAGCAGGCCAUGCUGUCCUCCAUCCUCGCCAAAACGGCCAUCAACAUCAUUGACGUGUCAGCAGCAGAUUCACAGGGCAUGGAGCAGCACGAGUACAUGGACAGAGCCAGGCAGUACAGCACACGCCUGGCCAUGCUCAGCAGCAACCUGACGCACUGGAAGAAGCUCCCGCUGCUGCCCUCUCUGACUAACCAACCACACCAAGUGCUCGCCAGUGACCCUGUCCCCUUCGCAGACCUACAGCAGGUGUCCCGGAUAGCUGCCUACGCCUUCAGUGCGCUCUCACAGAUCCGUGUCGACGCCAAAGAAGAACUGGUUGUACAGUUUGGCAUCCCCUGAGCCUGCCCCACCACCGCUGCUUCACCGCUUUGGGUUGUUUUUGGUUUUUUUCCCAUUUUUUUCUCUUUGUAUCCCUUCCCUCCCCAUGGUGCUGCCACAGAACUUGGACAGAUACCCUGUUUCCUACUAAAUGCCAAGGCGCCCAUCACUAGCACACUGGGCCCACCUGCA